AUGACGGUCAAGCAAGAUACAGCCAGUGUCAUCGCCGCUGCAGAGAGUCACAUCUUGUCGUAUUGUGCCGAUUUGACCUCGUCCAAAUUCAACACCUCAACCGAACGUGCGACCAAAAUGGCAACCUAUUACCUUCCAGCAAUCUCUUGUUUUGCAGAUGGAGCCAUCACUCAACUAUGCGACCCGUCGCUUUACGUACUGCUUAUUGCAGGUCCUCUGGACAAGCUGGGGGGUCUUCCUGAAUUACGGGGACACAGAGUGGAGGCUGUUAGCGAGAACAGUGCAAUUAUUUGGCUUUUUUUGGAGGUUGAUGGCAUCGCGAUUUCGAAUGUUUAUUUCUUCAGACAGAUGGAGAACGGAACUCAAGGAUUUGAAGGAGGUAUUUUUGAUGGCGAGAGCUGGUUGUUGAAGCAGCUCCCAAAUCGGUGA
Messenger RNA from Penicillium cataractarum, 429 nucleotides. RefSeq lists its product as uncharacterized. Bases 1 to 429 code for a protein of 142 amino acids. The record is from RefSeq and is a predicted model, not a curated record. NCBI's taxonomy places the organism in Eukaryota, Fungi, Ascomycota, Eurotiomycetes, Eurotiales, Aspergillaceae. The transcript has a single exon.